CGCGUCGGCGGUGGCGUGUGCCUUGCUAAUGCCCGCAAGCCAGCAACCAGGCCGGCUAGUACACGCUGGCACAACGCACGCUCAACAACACCCCUUGCGAGACACUACGCUUUGUCGUUCCAUCCUCGGUCGCCGGAUUUUCUACGAGCACUUUUCUUCUCUAAACAAACGAACCGACCAAGACUCUUCGUCCGGAAGAAUCGCGACGACGAUUCCUCGAGGUCCAAUUAUUUUGACGCGUUUAACCGCGAGACGUUGACGAACGAGAAAGACAUUUCGCAUUUCAUGUGAUUCCAUCGAAUCCAAAUGAACUUUGUGUCUUCGAAAGAAGUUCCCUGGAGUGCCAAACCCUGCCUGACGGAAAUCCCAUGGAAAAUUCAUGUGCAACGACCUGUGCUUUCAGUCUGUGAGGGUGAAUUUUUAUAAAUUAUUCCACUAAAUCAUUGACAACCGAAAUCGAAAGAGUUACAGUAUUCGAUGUCCAUUCUGGUGUAACGGCAAAACAGCAGGAUUCUGGAAUACGCUCGGCUUCCGAUGUUUUGUGCUGUUAAGUCGCAAUCGAGUAAGGUUUGGGUCGAUACUCAGUGACGAGUGUUGUUUUUCGAGCUCUCGCGAGCCGGAUUGUUGUGUCAGCGGAAAAAAGCUUUUAUUUUCUUAUCCUCGAUCUGUAUACGUCGGGACGAUGAGUUACCCAGUUAUUUCUACAACUCGCUUGUGCGUUGACCCCUAUAAUUAAAGUGCUUUCUCUCAUGGAACAUUAACCGAAGGCGGAGCUUGCGAAAACUCACGAUUCAACGGAGCGAACUACCGAUUCAAUCGAACUUAUAUGUUUACUCGGAGAUGAAAUGCUCUGACAUACAUGAAGACCUAGCGAAAUAUUCGGAUUAAAGAAUUUCGGUGUCACGCGAUUCGACACGAUCGCUCGACGCAAGCUUCGUCAAAACGACCGAUUAUGGAUUCUCAACAACUCGUCGAGACUACCAACUCCCAAAACAGCCAAGACGCGGUCCUCCCUAAACCACCGGCUAAUACCGUACCGAGACACAGCAUAGACGCGAUCCUCGGACGUGCUGUGAGGAAAAGGACUCAUGACGAACUCGAACAAUCUUCGAGGGAUAUUCAAGAAAAUACUGGCGAGAAUAGCUGCAAUUCGCCCGGAAGCGACGAGGAAUCCGGCGCAGGAUGCGGCGACGAGUUGAACGAAGUGGUCGGCAAAAAGAAGCAUCGUCGUAAUCGCACGACGUUCACAACGUUUCAACUUCACGAGCUUGAAAGAGCUUUCGAAAAAUCCCAUUAUCCGGACGUUUAUUCACGCGAGGAGCUCGCGAUGAAGGUCAAUCUGCCGGAAGUACGAGUACAGGUCUGGUUCCAGAACCGACGGGCCAAGUGGCGCAGGCAGGAAAAAAUGGACGCCGCGAGACUCGGCAUCACGGAAUAUCGCCAUCCGGCAAACAUCAGGAACGUUGCCGGUCCCGGACUCGGUUUGCCGGGUGAUCCAUGGCUCACGCCACCAGCACUCCUGAGCGCUCUACCAGGUUUUUUACCGGCAGCCCAUACAGGAUAUCCAAGCUAUUUGACCUCGCCUAGACGGUUACCGUCGCCGACAAAGCUCGGGGCGGUUGCCAAUGGAAUCCCAGGCACCAUGAGCGGGGGAAUCCCCGGUAUGAGUAGCAGCGGUGGGCACGUCCAGUCGUCGCCGAGUCCGCCGGGCCACGAUCCUCGGACAUCGAGUAUCCAAGCGCUGAGGAUGCGAGCCAAGGAGCACGUCGAGAGCCUAACGAAAGGUCUGCAGAUGGUGUGAGCCUCGAUAUCGUUCGAUCCGGCGAGCGGGCGAUGAUUUCAACUCAAAACUCCAGUGUAUAUCGAAGAGAGAAAACCCGGAAGAAGAAAAAGACUUUCGAUUGGGUCCUCGUAUCGGCCGAAGUGGUGAAUCUUCCUGAAGUUCGCGCGUUCGAUCAAAGUGGCGAACAGUGUGGCCUGAAAAACUAAAGAUUCAACGUUUUUAUUACGAUCCGCGUUGUUGACUCGUUCGAGCCUUGUCGAGAAUGCAAUCGAUGCGUAAGUGAACUUCGACGAUUCGCUGUUUUCGUUUUUAUCCCCUUUGAGAGACUAAAAAACCGAAAAUUAAGAGUGCCGCGCUCGAGGACGUUGUAUCAAGUAUAAAUAAAUGAAUGAAUAUAGAUAUAUAAAUACAAAUAAAUAAAUAAAACAAAAAAUAUAUAUAUAUAUAUAUAAAUAUAAAUAUAAAUUUGUAUGUAGAAAAUAGAUGAAAUUUGAAGAUUCGACGUGGAGCGACAAAGAGAUGAGAAUUGAGCGUAAGAUCGCUGCGACGUUAAUUUGGUCAACGGGUAAUGGGACAAUUUCGUCCGA
Molecule: messenger RNA, 2370 nt
Organism: Venturia canescens
Lineage: Eukaryota; Metazoa; Arthropoda; Insecta; Hymenoptera; Ichneumonidae
Product: retinal homeobox protein Rx-like
Exons: 5
Coding region: 953-1801 (282 amino acids)
Biological process (GO): positive regulation of transcription by RNA polymerase II
Molecular function (GO): RNA polymerase II cis-regulatory region sequence-specific DNA binding; DNA-binding transcription factor activity, RNA polymerase II-specific
Source: RefSeq, a predicted model, not a curated record